AUGCCAAAGAUCUAUGUUUGCUCUACUGGGGGGCCUGGCUGCAACCAAACUUUUGACAGGCGCGUCGACCUCAAGAGACACGAAGCCAUGCAUCCAAAAAAUUCACCUUACUUAUAUUCGCUCGCGCAGAUCAUACAAGGCCCACUCGUUGUCCCAGCCUACGGUACAGUCGCUCCCCCUGCACAGCUCCUGCCCUUUGGCUGCCCAUACGAACCCCAAGUCAUGCAACCGGAGCCUAUGCCACCCCGACCCCUGCAAUUCCACCCCGCACAAUACCAACACCAGCCCGAACCCACUCAAUACGAAGCCCAACCCAUGCAACCCAUGCCCAUGCAAUUUAACCCCGCCCAAUACCAAUACCAACCCGAACUUGCUCGUUACGAACCUCAAGUCAUGGAACCGGAACCCAUACCAACCUGA
This is a messenger RNA of Suillus discolor, 420 nucleotides long. RefSeq lists its product as uncharacterized. The record is from RefSeq and is a predicted model, not a curated record. NCBI's taxonomy places the organism in Eukaryota, Fungi, Basidiomycota, Agaricomycetes, Boletales, Suillaceae. The transcript has 4 exons. The coding region runs from base 1 to 420 and encodes 139 amino acids.